AUGGGCCUUGCGGGGGCCGCUCGGCCGAUCCUAGAGACGCCGCUGACGCUGGAAAUGUUGGAAGCAGACCUCCGAGCGGCACUAGAAACCGAUGCCACAUUUGGCCCUGCGAUUGCCAUCAAACAAAUCGGGAAGGGCGCGGGCUUCAUCUCAAAGAUGGCCAAAGUCGAGUUCGACUGGCAGGGCAAUCCAGAAGAGACGCAGCGACUUCCGAAGGCUGCCGUCGUCAAGAUUGUGGGCGAAGCCGCGAAAGCUAAUUUAUCCGACACCGAGCUCCAAUUCUUCAGCGCCGACAGAGAGGCUUUCGGCAUCGCUCCAGAUCUACGCAUCCCAAAAUUCUAUUGUGGUCGGAAAUAUGGACAGGAUAGGCUUGAGUUGGGGUACUUGGCCGAAGAGUUCAGCGCGGGUCAGAUGAGGCAUAUCUACGAGCAGGUGGAGGAGACGGGUGUACUUGACGUUCUUGACGAAAUGGCAAAACUGGCUGCAUACUCCAGAAACCACCCGGAAACACUCGAUAAAUGGACAAACACGGGCAUCGAAACCCUUUUAAGAGGAGGCCGAACAUUAGAGUCAAUCAAUCUACGGCUCGAAAACAUGAAAAACAUCUACCCCGAGCUGGCCCCCGACUGUGAUCGGAUGCUCAACAAGACUCCCCGAAUUUUUGGGGAUUUUGAGGAUUUUUUGAAAUUUCGAUUGUCGACGAGCGCCUACUGCGUGUUGUGCCACGGCGAUCUUUGGACACCGAAUAUCCUCUGGAAUACGACCGACGGCGGCUUCCGGCUGGCCGUCAUUUUGGAUUGGCAGCUGGCAAAUACGGGCUCCCCGACCGAGGAUCUGGUGUAUUUUCUUCAUAGCGCCCUCUCCGCCACGGAAUACCCAGAGAAAAUUAAAUACUACCUAAGCCACUACUAUAAUAAAUUGGCCGGCGCGAUCAAGGGCCCGAUGCCUUGGCACGAUUUUGAUCAGUUUGUAAAAGCUUAUGAGAUGUCUUACGUACUGUCCGUGUCGGUAUUAGUACCAUGGUAUGCGCAGGAAAAAGAGGAACUGCUCGGAGACAAUCGAGUUGCGCUUUUCUUAUUUGCCGUGGCGGUUACGGUAUCUGCCCGGAACGCCGUGCAACCGGUCAGGAUGACCACACCGGAAGGGACGCUCAUUGGAGGCCGUCGAAACACCCUACGCCCCCGUGGAUCCCGGCAACCAGAAAUCUAUGCUCAUCCGAUUGAGGGAUACCGGCUGACGACCCCGCACGAUGCUGAGAUUGGCCAGGAUUGCGACAACUACCGUCAUGAGACCAUCGGGGCAGCAGAAGAAGGAGAAAACGUCCGAGACCAUACCCUCCCCACACCAAUCCCUGAGAAGCCUGAAAAUCUCCAUCAUGGACCCACCCAUCCACCAAAAGGAAUCGUCCAAGAUUUAGCAGACAUCUCCGGCGAGCCCGCCGAGCGAUGGACGCACGUUUGCAAGUGGUGCGUGUCUAGUUCACCAGAAAAAGCCAAAUCCUGCUGUGCCGCCAAUGAGCGCCUCCUCUUCUGCGCCAUGUUCAUGGCCGUCUGCGAGCACAUC
This is a messenger RNA of Mesorhabditis spiculigera, 1563 nucleotides long. The record is from the annotation of a GenBank genome assembly. Lineage: Eukaryota; Metazoa; Nematoda; Chromadorea; Rhabditida; Rhabditidae.